Molecule: messenger RNA, 603 nt
Organism: Desarmillaria tabescens
Lineage: Eukaryota; Fungi; Basidiomycota; Agaricomycetes; Agaricales; Physalacriaceae
Exons: 6
Coding region: 1-603 (200 amino acids)
Source: RefSeq, a predicted model, not a curated record
AUGUCGGCUUGUGGAUACAUGGCGGGGGGAUAUAUGAUAGGCAACGGGUCAGAGUAUUUUGGAGACUGGCCCCGAUUUGAAGGAUAUCUUGUUCUCUUACUAGCCAGAUAUCUCUACGAAGAGAAUGUCCUACCCAUGCCGGGUGCCUUGAUGGUUUUUUCGCCUUGGAUGGAUAUGGAUAGGGAUCCAAAGGAAUCUUAUACUGGUUAUCCCCAAAAUUUCACUUCCAUUGGCGAUGCCGAGGCCUACCAAAGAGAGUGCGAACAACUUGGCGAGCAGAUGAGAAGCGGAGGUGUCGACGUAACACUCGAUGUACAGACGGAUGCUGUACCGAUGUCUUCGGAAUGGCGCUAUCUGUCAUUUCGUCGUGGCUCGAUGAGCACGCUGCUACCACUGAGAACAUGUGAGGGCUCCAUUGCUUUCACACGCGUUAUUCAACAGUCCAGUUACUACAAGGUUGUCGUCCUUAUUAAAAACAGUGCCGCGACAGCCCACCACCAUGGGGAUAAUCAGGGUGCGAGCACGAAGGAAGACGUUGAUGGGAUACCUGGAGACCCGGAGAAAUGGGCUCUCCUGGCUAAGGACGUGAUCAUCGGAUGUUAG